Messenger RNA from Alternaria atra, 729 nucleotides. RefSeq lists its product as uncharacterized. The record is from RefSeq and is a predicted model, not a curated record. The transcript has a single exon. The coding region runs from base 1 to 729 and encodes 242 amino acids. NCBI's taxonomy places the organism in Eukaryota, Fungi, Ascomycota, Dothideomycetes, Pleosporales, Pleosporaceae.
AUGGCAAAUCUCAUCAAUCCAUCAACAAGAUACAUCAUCAAAACCGACCAAUUUGGAUCAGAAAGCUCACUCGCAUCUACCCCAGAUAACGAUACCCUCGUCCUGGAGUCCGUCUCGAGUGACACUACUCGGAGCCAGCUAUGGUACUUCGAAGAGACCGACUUAGACGACUACUAUCGCCUCCACACUGAAGACAAAGGCGACGGCUACUCUCUUAGCACAUACAAUUACGAGGGAAGCCAGACGACAGAUUUACGAUUCCGCGACACAGAAGACAUAGACGCACAGUAUUGGCGACUGGACGUGCAAAGCGAUGGAAACGUCAAAGUCAGCAACAAUCGUGCCGGGCCGGGGAGUUAUCUCGAUGUCGAGGAUGGGAGUUUGAAGCCCUUUCUCGCGCAGGGGGAUUCGGGGAGCCAGGAAUGGACACUUAGCAGUUUUGGCGCUCCUAGUGCUACGCCUAUGCCUACGGCCUCCAUCUCGUCCGAUGCUACGGCGACGUCAAGUUCUUGUAAUUCAGAGUGCACGGUAACGGGCGUUACCUCCUCUGGCAGUCCAGGUUCUCGGAACCUUACAAAGGGGGUAAUAGCAGGCAUUUCGCUUGGUGCUGCUGUGGGAGGACUUUUGAUAAUUGCAGGCGCGAUUUGGCUAUGGCGAAGACAAUAUAGGAGGCCAGCAACUGGUCUACCACGCGUUCCAUCCAUGAGAGAAGGCCAUAUCAUUGGUUAA